AUGAAAAACCAACUGGGAGUCGAUUUUGCGGCGAGUGGAAAGUUCGUCGGCGACCUGCCGAUGAACGAAGCGCAGCAGAGGACGACCAAAUCGCAGCCGCGAAGGGAAUCGGUGGCUCCGAAGAUCGUCGUGUGCCCCCCGAUGGAGGAGACACCGCCCGCGAGUGCGCCGCGGGGCGCACGGCUGCUGAAAGCCCUCAGCAGGCGGCUGACCAGACGCUCCAACGACGCCGACUCCCUCGGCAGUUCGAGCAGCAACGACAGCAUGUCCUGCGAGACGGGCCGCACCGACGACCGCUCCUCGUUCUCCGCCAGCGACUCCGGCAGCGACGGCUCCGAGCACCGGCGCCGGCCCCGCUCGACAGUGUCCCUCCGUCGCGUCUUCCAGAACCUGAACCUCACCUCGCGCUCGCAGUCGUGCUCACCCACCGAACGGCAACGCCCGCCCAAGAAGCAGCAGCAACCGAAACGCAUCCUGCGACCGCCAAUAACUUACACAUACGUCCGCGGCCUCUCCGGUCUGCCAACGCAGAGGGUGCCCAGGCACACAGUUUGCUGCGCCACCACGGGGCUCAAUCGG
Molecule: messenger RNA, 579 nt
Organism: Iphiclides podalirius (scarce swallowtail)
Lineage: Eukaryota; Metazoa; Arthropoda; Insecta; Lepidoptera; Papilionidae
Source: the annotation of a GenBank genome assembly